This is a messenger RNA of Octopus sinensis (East Asian common octopus), 3443 nucleotides long. RefSeq lists its product as uncharacterized. The record is from RefSeq and is a predicted model, not a curated record. The transcript is spliced from 15 exons. NCBI's taxonomy places the organism in Eukaryota, Metazoa, Mollusca, Cephalopoda, Octopoda, Octopodidae. The coding region runs from base 148 to 2208 and encodes 686 amino acids.
CAUUCACAAUCAGAAUCUUUUGCGCUCGUCGAAAACUGAGAGCAACUCUAUAUAAUAUUCUCUUUAAAUACACACUGAAAACAUAUCGACACAUAUAAAGCUGAAGAGAUUCAUGAAUAUAUCCAAAUACAAAACACAAUCGCAGAUAUGAGAGGUAACAUAGUGGUUGCAAUUUUAAUGCUAUAUUUGAGAAUUGAAGCAAAAUGCCCACAACUUGAAAAUUCUAUUCUGUCGAUGGAGUUGGAGUCUUGUAAAAGUCUAUAUUACCAAACUGACAACGUGGGAAAUCUCAAAUGUGACGGAGAUAGAUUUGAUAAAGAAUAUUUAAAAAUUCAAAUUAAAAAUUGUUCACAAUCAACUGCUCCCAAACCUUCCAGAGAAUGUAACUCCAGUUAUGAUUCAGAUAAAGCAACAGAAUGGACAACAAACAAGGAGGGCCCAGGAGCUUGGAUUAAAUUCUAUUUCGAUGCUGUCUACUCAAUAUCUAGAAUAUCAUUGUAUCAAAGGAGUGGCUGUUGGGAGCAGAUAGAAAAUAUAACCGUUAAAACUGACAACGUACAAGUCAGAUUUAAAUUGACAAAAAACAACAUGACCGAUUACCUAGACACCAAUGUAUACAAUGACAUUUUAAAAUUACCGCCUAAUGUAUUGAGUAAUUACGUGGAAAUACAAGUGAACAGCGUGUAUUCUAAAUGUGAAGGUCGAUUAGCAAAAGAAAAUGUUGGUUUGAGAGAAAUAUCGUUUCUUGGAUUCGCUCCAUCAAUAUGCCAUAUAAACGAAAGUACAAUUGAGAAUUUUAUGAACGACAUACUAAUUAAUUGUACUGGGAGAACAGGAACUCUAACACACCUGAAGAACGGAGAUGUGAAAUUGUAUUUGUGUGACCAACCAGUGGAAAUGGAAACAACAGCUGAUCAUCUGAGCACAACCGAAAGUUAUAAUGUUCCUACAAUAUCUACAAAAUGCCCACAACUUGAAAAUUCUAUUCUGUCGAUGGAGUUGGAGUCUUGUAAAAGUCUAUAUUACCAAACUGACAACGUGGGAAAUCUCAAAUGUGACGGAGAUAGAUUUGAUAAAGAAUAUUUAAAAAUUCAAAUUAAAAAUUGUUCACAAUCAACUGCUCCCAAACCUUCCAGAGAAUGUAACUCCAGUUAUGAUUCAGAUAAAGCAACAGAAUGGACAACAGACGAGGAGGGCCCAGGAGCUUGGAUUAAAUUCUAUUUCGAUGCUGUCUACUCAAUAUCUAGAAUAUCAUUGUAUCAAAGGAGUGGCUGUUGGGAGCAGAUAGAAAAUAUAACCGUUAAAACUGACAACGUACAAGUCAGAUUUAAAUUGACAAAAAACAACAUGACCGAUUACCUAGACACCAAUGUAUACAAUGACAUUUUAAAAUUACCGCCUAAUGUAUUGAGUAAUUACGUGGAAAUACAAGUGAACAGCGUGUAUUCUAAAUGUGAAGGUCGAUUAGCAAAAGAAAAUGUUGGUUUGAGAGAAAUAUCGUUUCUUGGAUUCGCUCCAUCAAUAUGCCAUAUAAACGAAAGUACAAUUGAGAAUUUUAUGAACGACAUACUAAUUAAUUGUACUGGGAGAACAGGAACUCUAACAAACCUGAAGAAUGGAGAUGUGAAAUUGUAUUUGUGUGAUCAACCGGAGGAAAUGAAAACAACAGCUGAUCAUCUGAGCACAACCGAAAGUUACAGUGUUCCUACAAUAUCUGGCAGUGAACCGACAGGAAGAGAAAAUGGCCAAUUGAGCAACACUUCAAAUUCCAGUACUUUUACAACUCCCAGUAAUAAAAACAGUAUAUUCAGCACAAUAAUAGGAAACUCAAUGACUACUUAUUCCGGAUCACUAAAAACUGAUAGUGAAACAAGCAUAUCCAGCACAACAGUAGAAAGUCAAAUGUCAACUUCUUCCGAGCCACCAAACACUGGAUCGAAUGGAUCCAAAUGCAUCUGUAGCUGUACAGAACAAAUACCAGAGACUGAAGCCGAAAUUAAGGAACGAAUGGAAAACACUCGAAAAGAACUUACAGUGAAAAAGAACGCAACUUCACGAUACAUAGCUACGAAAAUCAGUGCCCCGGAUGAGCGAGUGUCUUCUCAGACUAUGGGCGCAUUAGCAAUUAUCAUGCUUUCAGUAAUUGCUGGAUUAAUUAUCAUUCCAGAUAUCUUAUAUUUAUUGAAGAAAAUGUUUGAUACUUUGUAAACUCUUCUUUCGGUUUUAUGAAGAAAAUACCCAAAAGUCACCUACAGUUUAUUUUUUCACAUGUUUUAUAUAUAAACUGCCAUUAAAUUUAAUUAUGUUUUUAUGUUUUAGUGUUGCAAAAGACAAAGACAACGAAAUAGUAAUGCAUUAUAAAUCGAUGUAAUAUUGUUUGUUCGUUCAGCUGUUAUACUUUAAUUAGUAAGAGAGUUGGAGUGAGAGGUGGAGUAAAAGUGAAUGAGGAGGAGGAGUGUGUGUAGGUGAGGAAGGAGUAGAGAAAGAUGUGUAACAAGGCCAAAUGCACCACGUUAUUAGUUGAAAGGAGAGGCAAAGAGCGAGAGAAAAAAGAUAACGAGAGAAAAGACGGAGAGAGAAGUAUUAAUGACGUGCUGUAGGGUGUGGAGGAAAGGGUAAAGAGAGAUAUGUUUAGCAUACAAUAUUUAGCAGAGGGUGAUGUUCUGGUGGUGAGGUUAAAAAAGACCGAUAAAGAGAGAUGGACAGGACAGGCAGUUACAUUAAGAGAGAGAGAGAGAGAGAGAGAGAGAGAGAGAGAGAGGGAGGGAGAGGCAGUUCGCAUUUGUAUUGUCAAGAAGGAAAUGAAAUGUGCUUUGUUACUGAAAACUAUAGUGAUGAUGAUGUGGGGGCUGUUGGUGGUGGUGAGGGGGUGUUGAUAGUGAAAGGAAGAUUUUUUAUUGAACUAUCUUUAUACUAUUAUUCUACGUAUUCGUUCACACUUUACGCGUUAGCUUGGAAGAGUGGAGAUGGAGCAAUAGAGAGGAAGAAGGAAUGUGAGAGAGGAGACAGCCAGCCGAUUCAUUAUGCUGUCACUCAUGUGGUUAGUGGAAGUGAGAGGUGAAGAGAAGGAGAGAAAUGUUAAAGAUAUGAAGAGGGGAAUCAGGUUAAAAAGUUCGUUGAAAAGGUAGAGAGAUAGAGAGAAAUACAAAGUGCUAAGCAGAGAGAAAUUUUAAAAUCAUAUAAUAAAUAAUUGUGACUGGAAGUGAAAUAACUUUAGCGAAAUAAAAAUAAGAAGGCAAAUCAACCUUUCUUUCUUAAAUAGUUUCUCUUAAUAUUUUCGCUCUGUGGAAUUUCCACGGGCCUAUAGAACUUGACAUGAAGAGAGAAUUUUUGAGUAGGAAAACAUAGUCUUAACACCUUUUCCAAUGUUGUUAGCGAUGUAAAUAAAUCGAAAUCGCUCUAGUUAAGCUUGACAGAAAUAUAUUUACAUGGAGCACAGGAAA